This is a messenger RNA of Chroicocephalus ridibundus (black-headed gull), 4393 nucleotides long. It is a transcript of the gene P2RX5, whose product is annotated as purinergic receptor P2X 5. Gene Ontology annotation, molecular function: purinergic nucleotide receptor activity; ATP binding; extracellularly ATP-gated monoatomic cation channel activity. NCBI's taxonomy places the organism in Eukaryota, Metazoa, Chordata, Aves, Charadriiformes, Laridae. Gene Ontology annotation, biological process: calcium ion transmembrane transport; response to ATP. Gene Ontology annotation, cellular component: plasma membrane; nuclear inner membrane. Bases 336 to 1592 code for a protein of 418 amino acids. The transcript is spliced from 12 exons. The record is from RefSeq and is a predicted model, not a curated record.
AGCGCGGUCACCUGGGAUGCUGCAACACGGCUUCAUGCUAGAGCGUGUUUCACUAUAAACAGCUUGUGACCGUAGGGGAGAGAAUGAAGCUCGGGAGCAAGGCUGAGGCGCGGGGGCUUCCCCAGAGGAUGAAUUAGCUGGGCAGCAGCUACGGGAGGACCUCGUGUUAGCGCAGCUGCCGGUUUCUGUCCCGAGCGCGGCUGCCGGGAGGAGGAGACCAGGCUCUGGCUGCGAAGGGGUUGGUGUGUCGGGUUUCCAUGCGGGGCACGUGUGGAUAAUGCGAGCUGCGGGCGCUGCCGCCUGCUCCAGCCACCGCUGCCGAGUGAGCCGGGAGCAUGGGGCAGGUGGCUUGGAAGGGUUUAUUUCUGUCGCUUUUUGAUUAUAAAACGGAGAAAUACGUCAUCGCGAAGAACAAGAAGGUGGGGAUUCUCUAUCGAGUGGUGCAGCUCUCCAUUCUGGCUUACCUGGUGGGGUGGGUGUUUGUUGUCAAGAAAGGCUAUCAGGACACAGACACAUCCCUCCAGAGCUCUGUCAUCACCAAGCUGAAAGGGGUAGCCUUCACCAACACCUCGGAGCUGGGCGAAAGGCUGUGGGAUGUUGCAGACUACGUCAUCCCUCCACAGGGUGAAAGCGUCUUCUUUGUCAUGACGAAUCUGAUCGUGACCCCAAACCAGAGGCAAGCCACGUGUCCUGAGGUAGGAAGAACUGAGCCCCUUGGCCCCCCGACCCCUACAAAACUGGGGAGUGCCAGCAUUCCUGAUGCCCUGUGUUACAAGGACGAGGACUGCCCGGCAGGAGAAGCAGUGGUGGCCGGCAAUGGGGUUAAGACUGGCCGUUGUUUGAAAGACAGGGACAGCGUCAGAGGGACUUGUGAGGUGCUGGCCUGGUGCCCAGUGGAGAAAAGAUCCAAGCCCAAGAAACCACUUCUUGCCAGCGCAGAAAACUUCACUGUUUACAUCAAGAACUCAAUCCGCUUCCCCAAGUUUAAGUUCUCCAAGAUGAACGUGCUGGCAACCAACAACGAGUCCUACCUGAAGAGCUGCCGCUACAGCACGGAGCAUCCCUACUGCCCCAUCUUCCUCCUGGGAAACAUCGUCCGGUGGGCUGGGAGCGACUUCCAGGAAAUGGCCUUGGAGGGUGGUGUGAUAGGAAUUCAGAUUGAAUGGAACUGUGAUCUUGAUAAAGCCCCUUCUGAAUGUAAUCCUCACUAUUCUUUUAGCCGGCUGGAUAACAAGUUUUCAGAAAAGUCCGUCUCUUCUGGGUACAACUUCAGGUUUGCCAAAUAUUACCGGGACGCUGAGGGGGUCGACUACCGGACGCUCAUUAAAGCGUAUGGGAUCCGCUUCGAUGUGAUGGUGAAUGGCAAGGCAGGGAAAUUUAACAUCACUCCCACCAUUAUCAAUAUCGGUUCGGGGCUUGCUCUCAUGGGAGCGGGAGCUUUCUUUUGUGACCUGGUGUUGCUGUAUCUGAUUAAAAAGAGUAACUUUUAUCGAGGCAAAAAGUACGAGGAAGUAAAGUCCAGUUCCAGGAAAUCGUUAUCCAGCCCCACACUGAACGGGAACCAGAGCCCCGACCAGCUCGGUGCACUCUAGGCACAGCGAUGGGUCUCCAGCUGGACUCGUGGGCCAGGAAACGACGCAGGUGUGGAGUCACACCAGGACUGGGUGGUGGAGAUACCCCAGAUCAGAUCUACUGGCUGUCAUCGGGAUUCCCAGAGGGAAAAAAGUCCCUUAAAGACCACCCUUCUUUCCCUGAAAUGUUCUCUGGUAUCCUGAGCUUGCAACAGUGUGCCAGCACUAUGGAUUUAUAAAAGGAUUUUAUAAAAGGAAAAAGAAGGCACCGAAUGAAUGUUUUUAUAUCUAUUGAUAGAUAGAUCUGUACCUACAUCCAUAGCCAGCGUUAUCCCGGGGCUGUGCUUCGCUUCCACGUGUGAAGAGCCGUGCUGUGAAACGCCACUGGCACCUUGAGGAGGGCUGAGGCUCAGCUGUCUCCUGCUCCACUGGCUUGUGGCCACCGCUUCCAGCCCUCGCUCGUGUUACCUGCAGGAUCAGCUGUAAAGCAGCGGGAUGCUCUUGUCGGGAAGUGCAAGGAGACGCAGCAUUUCAGCAGCUCUGAGUGCGGGGAAAGGGGAUUAUUGUCCUACAACGCCCAUCACAGUGGGGGCGGUUACUCUUACUGCGCUGCGUGUCACCGUUAGGGCUAGAAAUGCUGCUCCUCCGGGAAAAGCCUUCGCAGCAGCUGCGACAAGGUGCUCUGCUCCUCUCAGGAAUGGCAGGAGAAGGUCCUGCUGCAGCGAUGAAUGGAGGAUCCGUUCAGCCACGGUUGGGUCCCCGGUACGUCACCCGCUGCCCACCGUCUCCAUGUGCAGGUGGCCCGGAGAACCGAGACUGCAGAGCACGGAGCAGGUCGCAGCAGGCAGGGAGAGGGGUGUUUGUGGUUGAGCGUGGGGGGAAAAGGGGGUCAGCGCACUGGAAAGCAACGUGGCAGUGGGAGGAAUCGGCACAGGGAUGGUCUUAGUUCUCCCUCCUUUGUUCAGCGCCUGGUUUCGUUUGCCCAGCAUUGUCCUUUUUGCAUCACUCACCGAUUGCUCGCGGUGGGGAGAUCUGGACGGGGAACUUAACGCCUCUGCUGUUUUUUGCAGUGCCCUGAGCUGUAGGGUGCCCAGCCUGCAGAGACUGAAAAGGGGAGCUCCAACAGGUAAAACAGAUUUUGCCAGGUUCUUCCACAUACACCAACAGGAGGAGAAGUUAGAUGGUUGUCCACUACUUCAGCACUCUGGUAACUUCCAAGAACUACAAGUGCUUCUUUGUUUCUCAAUAGAGAAAUGAGUCUCGUUGCUGCCCAUUUUGUGAAUUUAUGUUCAUAUGGGGAUGUAACUAAUCUCAGAAAAGCGCUUCUAGAAUAUCAUUGUUUACUUUUAAGGUUUGCGUUUGCUUGAGCUGACAGGAAUAUUUGAGUAUUUUUGAAAUAUUAGUCCUUUCAUUUAAGGCUUCCACCCCAUGGCUUGGUACAGACUGAUCAGAGUGUUCUGCACAUGCCGCCAGGUCGCCGUGGAUCAGCAGCCAUCGUGACAAACAUUGAGUGUUUCUGUGCACUCCCUGAAUAUCGAGAUUUAAAGGAUUCCUGCUGCAGCGUCCUUACGUACUGCCAGGAGAGCUGUAGGGAGGGUGGUGUGACAGAGGGCGGCUCUGCUCGAGUGUCACACACAGCGGGACCAGGCAAACUGCACUCACUCCGCCUUAACUCCUCUAAGGUGGUUACUCUGAGGUACAGAUUGAUUCUAAAUUAAAACUCACCUUUGUUAGUGAACUUAUUUAGGGUAAGCUGUGUACCUUUGCUGUAAUUGCACCCAGAGCCUCAUCUCUUCAUGCCCGAAGUCUCUCCUCUUGCAAACGUGAGUUAACGUGUGUAGAACCGCCACGCCAAUAAAACAGCCCAGGCUUCUGCCUGCCAGAGCUUAAUUCUACUUGAGUAAUUUCUAGAUGGUGAAACACGUGGUGAACCCCACAGGUGGCAUCAGGCUAAGGCACAACUCAUGGAGACGGAGUAUUCCACUUGACAAAACAACAUCCUCUUUUUGGAUGACCAAAGCAACUUCCUGAAUUUAAGUCUUCAGGGGCUUCAGGCCCCCAAAAUCCCUAGAAAAUUUCCCUUCUGUUUAACAUGCUUCCCACAACCAUUGCUGUUAAUAAAACAAAAUCAGAUUCCAUCUCAGGAGCUUGUUUCUUUGACCUUUCUUUUUCCUUCUAUUUAACGUACAGCAAUAAAAUUUGUCCCUUUAGGGCAGUGUUCUCCAAGUCUCUUCUGUAAGGUGUGUUCUUUAGGUUGCACCUGCUGCUUUCUCUUUGUGACACAUGCUUACGCUAAACAAGUCAAUUAAGUGUUUAGAAAGUAUGUGAACAGUACAGGUGUAUAAAACAUAGCCAUUAAUGGGUUAACAACUGCCAGUUGUCUUCUGAUGGGGUGAAUCCGUCAAAGCGUACAGUACUGAGGCAAUUCAAACCUUGAUCGUCGUCUUCCCCCAAAAGGAAACAUCACUGAGGCAAUGUUUAUAGUAGCAAAUCCACCUUUUUUAUAACACUGCAUUUCACCAGAAAUUGAUUUUUCUGUAAAAUACUUUUAAAUACAGAACAUGAUGUUGUAAAAUCUUUGUACAACAGAAAAAGGGAAUAUCUUACAGCGUUCUGGUGAAGCAAUGACUGAUUCAAAGAACAGAGUUACCCGGAUGGAGCAGUGUGUGUUUGUAGAAGAAAAUACAAAACCCAGUUGUUGUACAAGAGUUCAAUUACUACGUUCAAAUGAGUCUACAAAUGCUACGUUUGCACAAGCAGGUCAAGAGCACAGAUACCGCCUGGACGGUGGGCGAUCAUUUUCCUUUCUGCUCCUGCCAGAG